Messenger RNA from Lycium ferocissimum, 1211 nucleotides. RefSeq lists its product as uncharacterized. The transcript has 3 exons. Lineage: Eukaryota; Viridiplantae; Streptophyta; Magnoliopsida; Solanales; Solanaceae. The record is from RefSeq and is a predicted model, not a curated record. Bases 211 to 1035 code for a protein of 274 amino acids.
GUGUCAAUUGCAGAGACAACUAGCACAUGAGAAAGUCGAGGAACUCUACCUACUUGUACGUGAACUGAAAAAAAAAAAAUUCAUCUUCUUGUCUCUUGUAAUAUUUGCACCAUCUGCAAUUCCUAACCCUUCUUCUGCUACUGUAAAUUAGUAUACAACUUGGGUUUCCAUAGGAACUAAAACGUCAGGCAGUAAAAGCAUAACUGAACAAUGUCAGGGGUAUCUUUAGCUGUGGCUCCUCUUUCGGAGCCAGAUGAGACAACUUCUUCAACAAAACCUCAGCAAAAGGAACGAAAUCAACAACAACAACAACAACAAGGUGUGGGUGUAAUGGGAUCACUUCGAGUAAUUGAGCUACAAUUAGUCGCUUUCAUUAUGGUUUUCUCAGCCAGUGGUUUAGUACCUCUACUUGAUCUAGUUUUCCCAGCUUUUGCAUCUGCAUAUCUUUUGCUUCUUUCACGAUUCGCCUUUCCAUCACUUGGCACAACUACUUCAACUUCCCAGGAAAUAUUCCAGGGCAGUCGGUUUUUUCGCGUUUAUAUGGUCACUGGCACUACUGUUGGACUGUUCUUGCCAUUGGCGUAUGUUUUGGGUGGAUUUGCGAGGGGCGAUCAGCAUGCAGUUCGCUCUGCCACGCCUCAUUUGUUCUUGCUUUCGUUUCAAAUUCUAACUGAGAAUAUUAUAAGUGGAUUGUCCCUAUUUUCUCCUCCGGUUAGAGCCCUUGUUCCCCUGCUUUAUACAGUUCGGAGGAUAUUUGUCUUGAUUGAUUGGAUACAGGAUGUGUGGAUCAACACUACUUUGCCUGCAAAUGCACAAAUCAAGGAUGUUACGUGGUAUUGGUUUGGGAAAGGGCUGGCAGUGGCGAAUUUGGCGUACUUUUCGAUCAAUCUGUUAUGUUUCUUGAUUCCGCAAUUUCUUCCCCGGGCUUUCGAGAGGUACUUCAGGGAGAGGAACGAGGUUCAGUCGAAGUCGGCUGAAGAUAAGCAGUCGCAAGCUAUGAACAGAACAAAACACGCAGACAAAAAGCAGGAGUAGCGAAAAUGUGCAGCACCUUUUCGCUUUUUGAUUUCACUACUGUAAGUUAAAUGGACUAUUUUUCGUUUUUGGUUGGUUAGCGUAAGAGCGUGUUUCCACGUGUUGUUAAUGUUGUUAGUACUAUUUAGGAACUCAAAACUCGAUUGUUGUAUUUGAUGCUUCUUUUAUGUUGUUAC